AUUCGGAGUAAAUAUCCACUCCAUUGGAUGGUCUGGAACAAUGAACAUAAAGAAUUGGCCGUUCGAUUAAAGUCCGAAAGGAUGGAUAUCGAGGUUCGAGAUCCGCGGGGUCGCUCUCCGCUCAUGCUGGCUAUAACCCUAGGUCACACGGAGUGCGUCAAAGUCUUGCUGGAAUACGGUGCCAGUGCGAACAUCGAAAACAAGGAAGGUUACACGGCGACUCACGAAGCUGUGGCGAACGGAGAUCCAGAGCUGCUGUCAUUGAUUCUUCACGCGAGGGAUCUCCAAAAAUAUCAUUCGUCAGUGGCUGCCAUUCCCGAUUUAUUGCGGCAAAUCAGACACACCCAGGACUUCUACGUAGAGAUGAAAUGGGAAUUCACUUCGUGGGUUCCUCUCCUCUCCCGAGCCUGUCCGAGCGACACAUACCGGAUAUACAAAAAAGGGGCAAAUGUUAGAAUUGACACGACCCUUCUCGGAUUCGAGCAUUCGAGCUGGCAGCGCGGGAAGAGGAGUUACAUUUUCUGCGGCGAAGAGAAACAAGCAACUUUUUUUGAGGUCAACCACGACCUUCAGCAAGUCAGCGCUGAAGUUAUGCAGGUUUCGUCGGAGGCUGAUCCAACAAAGGUCGUCAUGUCCCUUCGACCCGAUCCUGAAAAUAUCGCCGCACGCCUGAGUUCGCCUGUUGUUUGCACAUAUGUUGAUACGGAAAAAAUUCACUUCGAGAGGAUGCGCUCGGGAAUGCUCUGGAAAACCGAUCGUACAGAGACUGUGAACGGUUAUACUGCCAAGGUGUAUACGGCGAGUAAUGUCGAGUUCGUCACGAAGAACCGAGUUGAGCAUUUAAGCGAGGCCGAUAGAAAGCGCCACAAAAAUAGUCAAUCGCCUCUGCAGUCUCUUCUGGGAACUCUCACGGAAGAGAAGAUCGUUGCCAAAGGGAAACAAGAAGAGGAUUUCGUCGAGUGGCGGACAAACCCUUGUCAUUUGAAAGCAGAAGAAUAUUUCGACGAGAACGUUUCGUUAGAUGAUCGUGAUAUUGGGAGACCACGGGAAAGUGCUAACCGCAUCCAAAGGUUCAGAGCAACUCUCUGGCUCUGCGACGACUAUCCGUUAUCCCUCGCCGAACAGGUCAUGCCCAUUGUGGACCUCAUGUCGCUCAACAGUUCCCAUUUCGCGAAGCUGAGGAGUUUCAUAACCCUACAACUGCCGACGGGUUUCCCCGUGAAAAUAGAGAUCCCAUUGUUCCAUGUCCUCAAUGCGCAAGUCACUUUCGGUAAUUUGAAUGGCUGCGAUACGCCAAUACCCGGGGUGGAAACUCGGAGCAUCGAUGAUCGUCUGCAGUGCGUGAUUGACCCUCAGGUCUUCGAAAUUCCCCAAGGAUAUCGACGCAGUGGUGAGUACGGAAACCGCGGUUUCACGAUCGGUGGCGCCCGCGGGGGACGCGGCUCUUUCUACGCAGAAGAAGACGAAGACGAAUUACUCCAAUACGCCAUCGAACAGUCGCUGGUUGACGCGAAUCCGCACGAGGAUAAGGUCACUGUGUGGGAGGCACUGAAUUCAGCCGAGGCGGAUUUCGAAGCAGUUGAGGAAGCCAAUGGGGGGAAAGUAAGAUGCGACGCGAGUGGGAAUUCGGCCAAUAAGCUCAAUGCUGUCAGCAGGAUGAAUCCCCCAGUAGGUCGAUCCAGCUCGUUCCCGCACCCCAAUCAACCUGCGAGUGCACUCAACGGCCGUCAUGUUGGCCCCGGCAGACUGAACGGCGAUGCCGCAUCGGUCAGGUCAAUCGGAGGCGGCGAAAGCGGCAACAGCAGCGGAGACGACGAAGAAUUGAAUCUCGCCAUUAAGUUGAGCAGGGAACUGUGUGAAGAGGAGAAACGAAAACACCAGGAGGAUGAAGAGAUUCUCGCUCGGAUUCUCCAACUGUCGAUCACUGACAAAUAGUUGACGUAUACCGCAUCCGGUUCCAACUGCUCACCACAGCUGCCAAGACCGACAUCGUAUGGGCUCCGAUAGACCUUCGAAGCAUGAAUCGUCUCGUCACCCGAUCGUAGGCCUGGAAUUUCCGUGGGACGUUCGGAGGCUGCUCGGCUGAAAUACCUCAAUGAGGUAGGCCGCUCCUCUGUGAAUUUAAAAUCGGAUUGAGCGGGCUGGGGAUGCGGUCGGCGAACCUCUCACAUCAUCAUCGAGGGUCCGAUGGUGGACAGUAGUUUCGCACAUUUCAGAUAGCACGAAAUGAUAACUCACAAUUGUAAGCGUAGUCAAUACUUCUGCCAAAGCGGGACAUGAAUGCUCAAUCGAAAACUCCCAAAUAGCUUCCUUCAGCUAUGGC
Messenger RNA from Galendromus occidentalis (western predatory mite), 2323 nucleotides. RefSeq names its product ankyrin repeat domain-containing protein 13D. The transcript is spliced from 13 exons. Gene Ontology annotation, molecular function: protein binding. Lineage: Eukaryota; Metazoa; Arthropoda; Arachnida; Mesostigmata; Phytoseiidae. The record is from RefSeq and is a predicted model, not a curated record. Gene Ontology annotation, cellular component: cytoplasm. The coding region runs from base 28 to 1935 and encodes 635 amino acids.